ACCGCCCCCCCCCCCCCCCUCUCCCCAGCGCCGGCAGCGAUGCAGCGGGCUGCAGUGGCAUUUGAAGACGUGGCCCUGUAUUUCUCUGCUGAGGAGUGGGCGCUGCUGGCGCGGUGGCAGCGGGAGCUGUACCAGGAGGUGAUGAUGGAUAACUACGACCUGGUGGCAUGUCUGGACUCCCUUGACAUCAAACCCCCCAACGUCCAUGGAACGGAUCCUGGGGAGACAUCAAAUAGAGGGGACAGAGGGCCACUGGACCCCGCAGGCAGCGGUGAGUGCAAUGGGGCAGAGCUGGGGGCAACGGGAUGGGGACUGCAGGGGGGUGUUGGGCACAUAACGGAUGUGAGCCCUGUGCUGUGCCAUGAGCCAUGCCAUGAGCUGUGCCAUGAGCUGUCCCACAGCUGUGUGCAAGAGGGGGUCCUACAGGAGCCCUCCUGCUGUGUGCCCGCCUGUGGCAUCCCACGGGGACGUGGCCCUGACCCAGCGUCUCCACUCCCUGCAGCCCCCUGGGAUGAGGACACACUGGGUGAUGCCAUCCAGGCACACCGUGCACCGCCGGAGCCAAGAUGCCCCCUGCUGCACCCCGAAUGGGGUGAGCGGGAGCCAGCAGGGGCUGUGGGGCCGCGGAUCUGCAGGGUGUGUGGGCAGAGCUUCGAGGACGCGGCGGCGCUGAGCACACACCGGGCAGAGCACGGGGACCCGACGCCCAGCCACGAGUGCGUGGCAUGCGGCAAAGCGUUCCGGCACCGCCGCAACCUCCUGGCACACAAGAAGCAGCGGGGCCAGCAGCGGCACUCCUGCGGCGAAUGCGGCCGCAGCUUCUGCCUGAAGGGCGACCUGCUGCGGCACCGGCACCGGCGCGACCCGCAGGAGCACGGCGAAGGACAGCCGGCACCGCGGCAGUGCCCAGAGUGCGGGCUGCCCUUCGAGGAUGAGCUCAGCCUGAGCCGGCACCGCGCGCAGCACGGCGAGGAGCGGCCCUUUGCCUGCGGGCGCUGCGAGCGCCGCUUCUCCUGGAAGGAGAGCCUGCAGCUGCACCUGCGCAGCCACGCGCCGGAGCGCCGCCACAAAUGCCAGCAGUGCGGCCGGGCGUUCAGCCGCAGCAGCAACCUGCUGCUGCACCAACGCGUGCACACGGGUGAGCGGCCCUACGCCUGCGCGCAGUGCGACAAGACCUUCAGCAACAAGGCCAGCCUCACCACGCACCGCCGGCUGCACCGCCGCUGCAGGACCUUCGUCUGCGCGCUGUGCCGCCUCGGCUUCGGCUCCAAGAGCAAACUGCGACUGCAUCUGCGUGGCCACGGCGACGGCGGCGGCCUUGGGGUGGGGAAAAAGAACUGGGCUGGUGUGAAGCAUGAGAUUGUGGUGAAAAUGGAGCCAGAGGAUGAGUCCUACAUUGGGUGCCUGCAGGACCUGGGGGCACAGGCCAGCAUCCCCAGUGUCCCCAGUGUUCCCAGUACCAGAGUAAAAAUGGAGGUAGUGGUCAAAGCGGAGCCUGAGGAUGACUCAUACAGCAACCACUGCUAUCAGGAGGAGGAGGACCCCCCUGAUCCCACUGCUGGUGAGCAGGGCCGGGUGCCCACAGUGGCUGGGGCUGUGUUAUGGGGUUCCUGCAUGUGCCCACAGCCCUGUGGGCACCCUGGGGAUGGUGACGCUGUCCUGGGGGUCACACAGGGCCCAGCCUGCCCCACACUAGCUGGCACAGAUGCAUUCUCUGCCCAUGCAGGCGAUGCCAAGCCUGAGGUCAUCGUGAAGGUGGAGCCGGAGGAGGCAGUGUUCAUCGUGUGUCCCCAGGGCCCAGGUGACAAAGGCACUCUGGAUGGCGAGAAGCAUCUCAAGGAGGAGCUGGAGGAUGUGGAACCAGAGAGGGCCCUGCAGGCUGUGCCUGGACACCGCAUCAUCCAUGUGGGCACGGGCACACGGCCUGUCCCACCGGCGAGCACCGCUGGGCACCAACCCACCACGUCCCCCAGCACCGAGCCGGCCCGGCGGCCCCGCGGCACCGAACGUCCCUUCGGCUGCGGUGAGUGUGGGAAGAGCUUCCAGCACCGAGGGAACCUCAUCACCCACCUGCGUGUGCACACCGGGGAGAGGCCGUUUGCGUGCGGCGUCUGCGGGAAGAGCUUCAGCCAGAAGGGCGACCUGAUGCGGCACCAACGCACCCACACGGGCGAAAAGCCCUUCGAGUGCACUGUCUGCGGGAAGAGCUUCUGCUCCAAGCAGACCUUCGUGCUGCACCAACGCAUCCACACUGGGGAGAAGCCCUUCUCCUGUGGCGACUGCGGGAAGAGCUUCAACCGCAAGGCCAACUUCGUCACGCACCAGAAGAUCCACCGCGGCGAGCGGCCCUUCGUCUGCGCCGAGUGUGGGAAGGGCUUCUGCGCCAAGAAAACCUUCAUCCUGCACCAGAAGAUCCACGUGGGAGAGCGGCCCUUCGGCUGCUCCCAGUGCGGGAAGAGCUUCAGCCGCAACGGCGACCUGACGCGGCACCACCGCAUCCACACCGGCGAGCGGCCCUUCGCCUGCGCCGACUGCGGGAAGAGCUUCAGCCACAACGGGGAGCUGAUCAAACACCGGCGCAUCCACACCGGCGAGAAGCCCUUCGCCUGCAGCGAGUGCGGGAAGAGCUUCAACCGCAAGGGCACGCUCGUCACCCACCAGCGCAUCCACACCGGCGAGCGGCCCUUCGUCUGCGCCGAGUGCGGGAAGAGCUUCAACCUGAAGACGACGCUGAUGAAGCACACGCGCAUCCACACGGGGGAGCGGCCCUUCGCCUGCACCGACUGUGGGAAGAGCUUCAAGUACAAAGGCAACCUGCGGACGCACCGCCUGACGCACACGGUGCAGCGCGUCUACCCCUGCACGGAGUGCGGCCAGGUCUUCAGGCACAGGAAGGAGCUGAGCGGGCACCAGGGCGCGCACUCUGGGCAGAGGGUCCUGCCCUGUUAUCGGGACGGGGAAUCCUUCCGACCCUUCGUCCCCGCACACCCGCUGCUCGUGGCCCGCACGCAGACGCAGCUGCCACUCUCCGAGUGCGAGUAGGGGCAGAGCACGGACCGAACGGGGUGCGGGAGCGGCGGGAAGGAGCCGCGCUGCGGCGGUGGGUGCGCGUGGAGCGCAGCCGAGGGACGAUGCCCUCCGGUGGGCAGCGCGCGGCGCUCUGAGCGGUGUGUGCCAUAACGUCACCGAGCGGCGGGCGCAGGGCCCUCCGAGCGUUCAUCUCCUUCCCACAGCCCGACGCCACGUCCAACCCGACCUUCACCACUUGCGGGGAUGGGGACCCCGCGGCGCGUCCCACCCCCCCGGGGGGAAGAGACCCUCCGUACGCCCGAGCUGCCCGCGGAGAGGGGCCGCGCUCAGGGGGCUGCGGUGUAUGGGAGCCCCCCGGAGCCUCGGGGACUGGGUAAACCUCGGGGACCGCGCGCCCUUAACGCCCCACUCACUGUCUUUUUUCCGAGCUGGAAAAGAAUAAAAAGCGAAACCGAACGCGGGGAGCGGAUCUGCCGGCAGGGUGUGCUGCCGCCCCAGCGAAGGGACGCGCGAGCAAAUCGCUGCAGCUGCACCAGCGCAGGCACGUGUGAGCUCCGCUGCAGCUCCACACCUUUGUCGUGCUCUCCAAAUGCCGUACGCGUUGCUCACCGCCCGACGCCGUGUCCCCCGGCUGCGCGGUGUCCCAUGGCCAUCAGAGCUUGGUGAGAAGCCGUGCCAAAGCCCUGUGCCCUCAGGCUGGGCCUCCCACCACCAGGCUUUCAGCUCCCUUCCAUCCCAAACCUUUCCAUGCUCCUAAGUUUUAUCACGCACUGUGUCUGGGCAGUGCUGCCCCGGUGUCUGAUUCUUCCCCACCCUCUCAAGGUGCAGUUGCACUGUGGGGAUGCACGGGGGGGCUCGGGAGUAUCUGGCCGGAGGGCUGUGCUGCCAGGCGCUGUGAAUAGUGAAUAGUGGAAGUGAAUGUGUGAACACAGAGCUGCCUGCCUCCUCCAGCAGGUUUUCUGGUUACUUUCCAGAAAAUUCCAAAGUAUUGGCGGCUGGAGCAGCGACAAGGCCGGGUGCUAAUCAAUAGGGCCCUUCCACUUUAAUAAAUGUCUUUCUCCAAAUCGGGAGCAGAGGAAGACCCAUCACCUCAGUCCCUCCAGCAGAGCCGCCCCAGACACUGCAGCAGCUCGGUGGCCCCAUGCUGCGCUCUCCCCACUGUGUCCCAGGCUGCCCUGUGCUGGGGGCCCAGAGCUGGACCCAGUGCUCUCUGCGCUCCCGAUCCCUUCCACAUCGUUCCCAGGGACAGAAGCUCUCUCUGCACACUUUGCUGUGCCCACAUCGCAGCCCCACGCAGCCCUGCACGGAAGGACAGCGAUGGGCAGAAGUCCCCACUCACCCUGAGCCCCACCUCCUCACACAAAGCAGAUCUUUGCCCCCCGGCUCCGUUUGCUGAUGGCUGCGCGGUUUCUGCACUCGGCCAGCAGCGGCUCAGCACAGGAGCUCCUGCAGCUCUUUGCACGGGGCUGUUUGUGCAGCAGUGCUAUCUGUGAUCCCAGCACUGCCCUCCCCCUGACGCUGCCUAUAAAGGCGCUGCUGAGCUGCACAGCGGUUCCAGCCCCAGCACUGCAGUGCAGGAGGAGAGCAGGAACAGCACAAGUGCAGCAGUCAGACCUGGGGACACAGCGCAGCGCUGCUUCGGUGAGUUGCCUGCAGCUCUGCUGCCACUGCUGGAAGAGAUUCCAAGGAUGCAGAACCUGCUUUCAUUGAGUGGGUUCUGACUUCCAUGAAUGAGGGUCAGCCAAUAUCUCUUUCCAAAGACAAGUUCAAUGGAGAUGGGUAAUUUUGAUGCCG
This is a messenger RNA of Phasianus colchicus (ring-necked pheasant), 4824 nucleotides long. Lineage: Eukaryota; Metazoa; Chordata; Aves; Galliformes; Phasianidae. The record is from RefSeq and is a predicted model, not a curated record.